UCAAAAGGUGCCGUGCUGUUAGAAAAAUAUCUUAGAAAAUACUUUGCAAGGUGCCUUCCUUGAAGCAUUUGACUCCAAAGAUCUUUCAAUGAAUAAUUAUUGAUCGUUAUUGGGAUAGAAUGUCGAAUCGUUUCCGUCCUGUAUUUCAACAGUCGGUCGUCUUGAUCGCCAUUCUGACCACUUUCGCUGGAGUGGCUUUGUAUGGCCUCAAAGAUGUCAUCCAGAACGUUGAACAAAACAAGUGCGAAAUGACUUACAUGUAUCAAUGGCCAAUAUACUUCAAAGUACCUUUGUUCAAGGGAAUGUCUAAAGAUUUCCCACGAUAUUCUCUUUACUAUUAUGGCGAAGGUUCGAACGCAGAGGUCGAACAAGAUUUCCACCGAGUGCAAGGAAUUCCUGUUUUAUUUAUUCCUGGGAAUGCUGGUAGUCAUAAGCAAGUACGAUCUCUCGCUUCUGUAGCACUAAGAAAAGCUGAGAACAGUGCUUACGAAUWCAACUACUUUUCAGCAGACUUAGACGAAAGGUUGUCAGGAGUGUCAGGUGUGAUGCUUGAUGAUCAAACCGAGUUUAUACGUCUUUGCAUAAAAAGGAUUUUACGACUUUACAAAGGAAACCCAAAACGUCCUAAGUCCAUUGUUCUCAUUGGUCAUUCGAUGGGGGGAGUUAUAGCAAAAGCAUUAUUUACAUUGGAAAAGUUUGAUCCCAAACAGGUGCAUACAAUCAUUACUCUGGGGACCCCCCAUCAGCAUCCAGUUGUACCUCUCGACCCAAUAUUGUGCAAUUUCUAUAAUCAUAUAAAUACAUUUUGGCACAGAGAAACAUACCGCCGCAGUAGUAAUAGUAGUCUAGCCAAUAUAACAAUGGUGUCGGUAGGUGGAGGAUUUCGAGAUCUAUUAGUGAGGUCUAGCACUACAUCACUGUAUGGWCAUCUACCGCACUCUCAUGGGAUUAGUGUUGUCAGUACAUCUAUACCAAGGGUUUGGGCUUCAGUGGAUCACCUAUGUUUGUGUUGGUGUAAGCAACUGGUUCUUGUCAUCAAUAGGGCCUUGUUUGAUAUGAUAGAUGACAAAACAGGACAAAUUACUGAAAGCAGACAACAAAGACUUGGGGUUUUAGAGCACCACUUUGUACAAAACCCUGGCACAAAAGAUGUCUUUGCAAGGAAAACACAGAUGAAAGGAGCUAGUAGUUUGAAGAGUUUGAGUCCUGUUGCAGUUGACCGAAGGCUAUGGGUCUUCAAAGGUGGUCAUUCUAACAAGCAGUCAAAUAAACUUUAUACUUUUGACCUUGAUCAAUGGAAAAUAACGCACAGUGCUUUUCUAAUCCUUACUAAUGUAGAGUCUGAAAAAUGGCUGUUYGCAUGCAAGGAAUCAUCCACCCAUCCUUGCAGCUCAGCAACAGACAUGUCACACUAUGCACAGCUUUUACCAUCCAAAGAUGUCCCUCUAAAAUUCACUUAUCUCAGACUUAAUGAAUUUGAAAAUGUUUCCCACUUUGCUGUGGCUUUUUCUUCACCAAAAACUGCCAGCUUGCUCCUGACUGAGUUCCAUUCAGUUGGUAUUUCAUCUUACAUACUAGACGUACCUUGGCUUUUCUCUGGUAACCCAACAAGACUGGAGAUCGAAGGAGAUGUAUUAUUUUCAAACAUUUCUCUUUCCUCCAUUUCCAAAGUAUGGAAGGUGUAUGACAUCCAAGUUCGUAGCAAAGGCUGUGAGAAAAGUAUGUUUUUAGUAGGAAGAGUCAACAUUCCUUGGUUUAAUGAGAACAUUUACUCACAUUCCACUCAAGACCACCUUGACCUUCAAAUCAAGCUUCAUCAUCCAAGACCAAGGGGCUUUGUGGGAAACAUUGAGGUUCASUUAUGGCUAGAUCCCAAAUGCUCCCAUGUGGUCACUAUUAAACCUAACCUGAAUGAAAUGCUUGGUCAAGUUUUCAGGUUUUUUGGGGUUCAACUGACAAUGUGGGUAUAUUCUAUGUUGCUACUGGUACUAGCCUGGCAAGUGUCAUCCUUGGCCACUGCACAGAGAUGUCAAUCAUUCUUUGACCUUAUUGCAAGCUCACCCAAAAGCUUUAGAGUUCUUCUUCUAUUGACUCAAGUUCAUUUUGUUAUAUCACAAGUUGUGCUACCGUUCUUUGUCAUGCAGGGACAUACUGGUCAACAUGACUGGCUUCCUGGUAUUGCAGACCUGCGUACCUUUGAUUGGCUCUUACCAUUGGUUAUCAUUAUUUCUACUGCAGUACUAAUGGUAGUUGUGAUGUUUGUAUGGAUUGGGAUCUUACUGUCCAUUGGUGGACGUUUCUUUUUCUGGCAUCAAGACCUAGAGGAUGUUAUUGCACCAAAAACAUUGUUUCCUAUCAAGCAACUUAUCUUUGCUGGUAUUAUUACUUUGAUAUCUCUAGCCAUUAAUGGAGUUCUUGGUCUUAUCAUUGCUUUCUUGUUCCUAUUUGGGAGGUUAUGCAGACAGUCUGCAUUGCUUCGUCAGUUGAAAGCCCUGCCAUCGAAUAGCRACAAUGCAAAGCUUAUUUCAAUUGUGCAAGGUGUUUGCAACUUAUCCUUGACUAUAUGCGCAUUGACAGUAUACACAGUUCUAUUGAAUUUGCCAUCCCUGGUUGUUUGGGCUAAAGCACUACCACAUCAUUACCAGCUGUCUCCAGACCCAACAUGUUUACUUGGGGCCCUGAUGGGAAUGAACGUCAUUCAUAUUGGCUACCACCCUCUAGGGGAUGCUCCACAGUCUCUAGUUUAUGUUAUUUUCUUUGUUGGUGUUGUAAUCACGCAAGCACCUAUUGUACCUCUCUACAUGGUGUCUUACACAGGAUGUCUUAUUCUUACUGCACUCAAUAUCUCAAGAAUAUCAAAAGAGUUCAAGAAAAGACAGAACCAACAUAAUGAGUAAACUGUGUAUAUUAUAACUUUGACACUGUGUUAAAAGGAAGAAGAGCUCAAAGGAUUGCCAUAUAGAUAUUUAAUAGAUACAUUAAUGUGGUCAGUAGUAACAUUUUAAAGAGAAUGUUUACUCUUUUGGAUAAUAUUAAAAGAUUGUCUAUAUUUAAAUAUGCCUCUUGGUGGGUUUCCACUUGCUCAAAUUUUUAGAGGUUGACAUGUAUGUUCACGACAGGUAUUUUUACCUUUUUAGUGAGUCAAGAACAUGAUCAUAGAAUUGAAAAAUAAGGCCCAGUUCAUAGGUCAAGCCAGUAUUGCGCCAAACCCAAUGGUAAAUUGGUGUCGAACCAAAUACAUUCAGAAUGGUGGUGAUUCAUACAUUAAACAAAUGCAGUUAAAAGCAUAAAAAAUCUGCUAACACACAAUUUUACAUCCAUUAUUAUUCUUGAAAAAAGAUAUUUUUGUGCGUUAAGUUCGGCACAAUGAUAGCUCAAUGUUUGAAUGGAGCUUUUGCCAUGCAGCGUAAGUGGCGCAGCCGUGUSCUGUGGUUGUGCCAAUUUCAAUUGAUUCAUACGUCGAGCUGUUCAUGUGCUAAAUUCAAACUAUUUCGUUUGGCUCAAAGUAUCCGGGCCUAAGUAAUCUUAACUUACAGUUGGGAAUAAGCAAGUGGUAAGAUUGAUAAGAUUAAUUUUGGAUCACAAAGUCUGUGUAGUAGCCAUAUGUCACUGCUGAAGGUGAGGUUGCAGAUGGGAAUGAGAAA
Messenger RNA from Exaiptasia diaphana, 3644 nucleotides. RefSeq names its product GPI inositol-deacylase. The transcript has a single exon. Bases 120 to 2897 code for a protein of 925 amino acids. NCBI's taxonomy places the organism in Eukaryota, Metazoa, Cnidaria, Anthozoa, Actiniaria, Aiptasiidae. Gene Ontology annotation, biological process: GPI anchor metabolic process; endoplasmic reticulum to Golgi vesicle-mediated transport. Gene Ontology annotation, cellular component: endoplasmic reticulum. Gene Ontology annotation, molecular function: phosphatidylinositol deacylase activity. The record is from RefSeq and is a predicted model, not a curated record.